AUGAUCGUGUUAUUUCUUUUGCUGGCUCUGGCAACUUUUCAAAACACACAAUGUGCUUAUUCCGCCAUUAAACAGCCACUCAAUGUCGAAACUAAUUAUCGCAACAUGUUGUUGCGUUUAAAUAAUCGUCUUGAUAAUGUAAGUCCCUCGAUACACAUACGCGAGGGUAGAGUUGAGGUCAGUUUUAAUUACGGUCGAACCUGGGGUACAGUUUGCGCAACCCACUGGAGUUAUCGAGAGGCGAAUGUUGUGUGUAAACAAUUAAAUUUAGGUUAUGCUGCCUUCUCCAAUCAAACACAACAAUUUGGCACAAGCCAUAGGUAUCCCUGGAAUAUGGUGGGUACACUAUGUCGUGGCACCGAACACAGUUUAAGAGAUUGUUUUCGUGAAUCUCAAUAUCCAAGAGCCUGUAAUGCAACUAAUCGAAACGUAGCUGUAGUAAGAUGUGUAGAGAAACUGUCAGAUUUAACAUUAGGUAUACAAGAUAUUGAACAGUCUGCUUAUUUGGAUACACAGCCAUUGCAAAGAUUAACAUGUGCCAUGGAAGAGAAUUGUUUAUCGAGAGAUGCAUAUCGUAUUAUACUCACACAGCCCCAGGCUUUGCGUAAAUUGUUACGUUUUACUACAAGAGCGGAAAACGUUGGCAGUGCUGAUUUUAGUCCAUAUGCUAAUUAUGAGCAAUGGCAAUGGCAUCAGUGUCAUAAUCAUUAUCAUAGUAUGGAAUCAUUUGCAUCAUUCGAUAUAUAUAAUAUGAGCUAUCAGAAGGUGGCUCAAGGUCAUAAGGCAUCAUUUUGUUUGAUGGAUACUGCCUGCAAAUCGGGCAUAACUCCGAAGUAUACCUGCGGCAAUAGAACACAAGGCAUUUCAAUUGGUUGCUGGGAUACUUACAGUACUGGCUUAGAUUGUCAAUGGGUGGAUGUUACAAAUCUGCCUACGAAUAGAACAUAUAUCUUAAGAAUUGCCAUUAAUCCGGAAUAUAUGAUUGGUGAAGUUAGCUUUGAAAAUAAUGGUGCUGAAUGUUUGCUCCAUUAUACGGGUGAACGAAAUACAACCAGAGUUACGAAUUGUACACGUUCGCCAUUGUGGUAUAAUAAGUAAUGCGGAGUGUUAUUACUGCUGUUAGAAUAUUAAUUUAGUUUUAAUAUUUUUUAUGUGGUGUCAGGUAUAAAAUUUUUUCUAUA
Messenger RNA from Lucilia sericata (common green bottle fly), 1181 nucleotides. It is a transcript of the gene Loxl1, whose product is annotated as protein-lysine 6-oxidase. The record is from RefSeq and is a predicted model, not a curated record. Gene Ontology annotation, biological process: peptidyl-lysine oxidation. Gene Ontology annotation, molecular function: copper ion binding; protein-lysine 6-oxidase activity. The transcript is spliced from 3 exons. Gene Ontology annotation, cellular component: membrane. NCBI's taxonomy places the organism in Eukaryota, Metazoa, Arthropoda, Insecta, Diptera, Calliphoridae. The coding region runs from base 1 to 1098 and encodes 365 amino acids.